Molecule: messenger RNA, 9354 nt
Organism: Aquila chrysaetos chrysaetos
Lineage: Eukaryota; Metazoa; Chordata; Aves; Accipitriformes; Accipitridae
Gene: C1H4orf50
Product: chromosome 1 C4orf50 homolog
Exons: 16
Coding region: 1-4836 (1611 amino acids)
Source: RefSeq, a predicted model, not a curated record
AUGGAUCCUUCAUCUGGGGGAGAACAAGAAUUUUGUUACUGUAUUAAAAUGCCCAGUAAUGAAGGAGUUGAUAUCCAGAAUUUCAAUGUUAAAAUUGAUACUUCCUGGAUUUUCCAGGAAUUAGAAGAUGCAAGCAUACCUGAUGAAAAAGUAAACAGUGCUGGAAAAGAGAAUUUGAACCUCAGAGUAAAAGAGCUGGAAAAAUCGGAGCAAAAACUGAAAGGUGAUCUAGAAGACUAUGUGGAGUCAGAUUCUGUCCUAAGAAAUAGGGAAACUGCGAGACAUUCGGGAGGACCUGAUCAACUUGGGGGUUCAUACAAGGAGCUGACAGAUGACGGGUAUGCUGAAGGCAAAGGGCAAAACCUGGGUCUCUGGAAAGUUGAAAACCAAGAAAAGUCAGAGAAGAAGCAAAAGGAAAAAUUACAUUGGCUUCAGGAGCAGCUAAAGACAAAAGAAGAUGAAAUAAAAAGCCAGUCAGAGUAUUUUGAGCACUACAAACAAAGGCAGAGACAACAGACAGCAGUGCUGAGAGAAAGGGAAUGUUACCUUCGAAAUGAGGUAUCUAGGCUGGAAAAGCAAGUCCUCGAUCUUAGUGCCCAUAUUGCUCUUUUGACAUCCACGUUAGAAGAGGGAAUGGUGCAGUAUUUCCAGCAGAAGCUGGAAUCAGCAUCCAUUGGGACUCAAGGCUAUAAACACUCUGAUGUGGAAGUAAUGGAAUUGAAAACUUGCAUUGAAAAUGUGGAGUGUGACAUGAAAAGCCACCUCAAGGCCUUUCAGCAAAAUCUGAAGUUCUUAAGAGAAAAAGAGGAGGACAACAGAAGACAACAGGCAGACCUGCUGACUGAACUCCAGUGCUCUCAGGACACUGAAGACUUUCUCAGAAGAAAAUUGGAAGAAUCUUGCCAUCAUGUUUAUAGUCUGAAAUUAUCUGAAAUCAAACUACAGGAAAAAAUGGAAGAGCUUUUGGAUGAAAAUAGGGCUUUAAAAGAUCAAGGUAGGGUGACAUUGAAAAAUAAGAAAGAAAAGGACUCACAACUUACAAGAUUGGAGAAUGAAGAUGACAGUGUUGACCUGAAUGGAGAUCUAACCCAGGAAGACGUUCAAAAUCUGAAAUGGGGAGCAGUCUUGGAUUCACUCAGAAGCAGAGCUACUGAAACUCCAGUUGUGCUGCUACAUGCUAAAGAGUCUGAAACACCAGGAUGUAGCUGUGAUGGGCUAAAGCAGAUGGAGGAGCAAGCAGAACUUCUACCAGUUUUGGAACACAAUUCCAGUGCCUUUGCAAAAGUUGCUGGUCUAGCUGAGAUUGAGCAGGUUACCCUUGGAACAAAGACAGCAGGUACUCUAGAAGAUAGUUUCACAUUGUUCAGAUGUACCCCAAGUUAUUGUGCAGUAAGACUGCUUCCCCCUUGCUCUGAGAAGUUAACUAACAAUGAGACAAGUAAGGGAACCAAAGAUGAAGAAAACUUUUCUCUCUUGAAGGAACAAGCUAUAAAUCUACCAGCAAAGAUGUUCCCUGUUUCUGUGGUUGAAGCUUUGAUGAGGAAGAAGCUCCAACUUACCUUGUUAGAACCUGAAAGCUACCACAUAUCAGCUGUCACCACUGUGAAAAAAGUGAGGGGUUUUGAUUUCUGUGAGGCAAAUAUCAAUCUUUGCUCUGAUGGCCUCUGCCUUGUUGCAGAAGGAGGAUUUUCUGACAAAGCUUCUGCACUUCUUCAUGGAAAGAUGCCUUGCACUGUGACUGAAAUUUUCACAUUAUCUCCAGAAAAAUACAACGUGGAAAAACAUUGGGAAAACAAGCAAAUUCUGCCAGAAAGCAUAAGUGAAAACAAAUGUCUGGAUAAAAUUGUUGAUGAUGGAAAGUAUCAUAAAAAAAUCUAUAGAGGGAGAGCUAAAGGAGAAGAAAUACAGAAUGAGAAAGUCCAACCACAACAGGUGACCUGUGUUCCUGAGGAAAUUUCUAAAGUUUUAUUUAAACCUGAAUUGAUCAGGCCUGGGAAGCAAGGAAUGGAAGCCAAAGACAGCCUUGGUAGCCCACAGGAUGUCCCAAUUUUAUCUGUUGAUUUUAAAGACUUAAAGAAGCAUUUUAAAGGGAGCCCUAAACUAAUGGAGAAACAAGGAAACCUCUCAGAAAUCUACACCUCUGAUGUGAAUAGGGUAUAUAAUGGAGAAGACAUAAUCAAAAUGGAGGAGAAAGGAGAGCAACCUCAGAAACCAACUCACCAAACAAACCCUUCCAGCAACGCUGGCCUGAAAGAAAAGAAAGAACAGACCCUGAAACUAUGUGAACCAAAUAAGAAUUUCUCAUGUCAAAAAAUAGCUGCUGAAAACAUGCAACAUGCAUACUCUCAGAAAUUUUUUUGUUCAGAGGAAGAGAGGUAUCCGGUAAACAUAUUGUCUCCUAUGCAGGAGAGGGCUGUGUGCUUAAGCAAACUGUUCCUGCCAGGCAGCAAUUUUUAUGAGAGUUUCUGUCAUCUGUCACCACUGGAAACUGGUAAUGAAUGUAAUGUGAAGACACAUGCACUGGAAAAAGUGGUGGCAGCGUGUUCUCAGAAGAUAUUUCUACUGUUGCAAGAGAAUGAGAAUUACUCAAAAAAAGUCUGUAUAUUACAACAGGAGAAUGAGAGAUAUGCUCAGAUAAUGUGUGCACUGGAAGAGGAGAUGGAUGCAUAUUUUCAAUACAUUUUAGCAAUAGAUGAAGCUAACACUGUUUCAUUCCAAAACUUACUUAAUGAGAAAGAAAUAGCUGGUGGAUGUUAUAAUAACUUAUCAGAAGAAAACACCAUGAGGCCAGGAACACUUUUUGUUGAAAACUUCUCUAAGAACCUCUCAUGUGUUGAAAAGAAAAAUUGGUAUUCUGAAAAAGACUCAUUGACAAUUGCAUCAAAUAAAUUUCCCAGGAGUGUUUUAUCCCUGGAUGGAAGGAAAAUGAAAUAUUUCCAGCUGCUUUCUGACCUGAAAGAAGAAAGAAGCAGAUGCUUCAAAGAAAUAGCUAAAUUAUUACAAGACAAGGAGAACUAUGUAGCAAAAUAUAAUGAAUUAAUACAAGAGAGAGAGGGAAAUUUAGAAAGAAUAUCUCUUUUAGAAGGUGAAAAAGAAACUUUAUUGGGAUGUUUGGCACAGGUAAAGUGUGAACAAGACAAAUACAGGACCUUGGUUUCAGAACUUCAAGAGUGCAAAACCAGCUGUUUUCAAACUAUUUCUGAUUUACAGGAGGAACAAUGUGCACUGGAAAGAGAAAUAGACAGAGUCAAGAAAGAAACUUCAGAACAGCUUGAUGAAUUUCAGAAAGCAAAUGCAAACUUUAUUUUAGAAAAUAACAAAUUAAAAGAAUUAAUGUCUUCUUUGGGUUUCACCUAUGAAGAGCUGACAAAAGAUAAAAGUUUGGGAACAAAGGAAAAGAUAGUAGUAAAACUAAAAGAAAAAAGUCAACAACAUGGUCUUAAGCCAAAGAAAGUUGAAACAGCAUGUAGUGUAACUCAGACUGAAGAAGAAGGAGUUCUGGUUAUAGACCCCUCGAACUAUUUCCCUGGAAAAGAGGGCAGCAUGCCUGAAAGCUACAGUGUGAUGAAAAAGCAAGUCGAAAAGGCAAAAGAGGAACAAAAAAUACAGCAAAAGGAAUUAGAAAAGACAAAAAAAGAGGCUCAGAAGUGGUACAGAGAACUUGGCUUUGCUGAAACAAGAUACGAAGAAAUCAAAACUCGUUUGACGCAGGCUCUCUCAGAAUUAGACCAUCUUAAACAAGAAGUUGGGGACAAAAUGCUUGGAAAGCAGUACUGCAAAUUAAUGCCUCUGUACACUGUGAAAGAUGCCCAGGAAAUAGAGGAGAAUAAAAUAGACAAUAAGAGAUUACAGCAGCACGUGCUGACCUUGAAAGCCAAGCUCAGGGACCAGGCUGCAUUGCAAAAUCAGUUUCAUGACUUGCAGAAUGAAGUGGAACUCCUUCAGGCUCAGCUAUGUGAAAAGGAAAAAGAACUUCAGAAGAGAAAGUCUGAAGCGAAGUUGAUGCUAGCUCCUCUGAAGGCUAAGCUGGCUUGCCUUACCCGAAAGUGCCAGGAAAGGAACAGCUUCAUUACAAGGAUGCAUGGUGAAUUUCACAGGCGAGGAAUUAUUAACUCUGCAUUUGAUGAAGAGGUGAAAAACUUGGUGAAUGACCUGGUCCUGGCAGAGUACACAGUCACUUUUACACCAAUGUGUGAUCAAGAGAUGCUGCCUUCUUCCACAGAUAUUUCACAGGCCAAUGGACAGCCAGAGGAUCAUGAGAUAUAUGUCAAAGUGAAUGGGAUGACUGGGUCAAUACCUGCAAACUCUCAGCAAAAGGUGGAUAGCAUCCACACUUCUCGCAUCACUCCAAAUGUGUUUGCUGGUUCUCCUGUAAAAUUAACAAGCCCGGAGAGGAUCAUAGCCUUGCAUCGAGAACUAAGACAAAACCAUCGUAAAAAUUGCCAGAUACCUUCAGUUGUCUCCUCCAACUCAAAUGCAAAGGCUGACUGCAACCUGCCGAUGAUCCACGAGGAAGCCCCUUGGCCUCUGCUGUCAAGGGUGAAGGAUGCAGUGGUGCCUCCGGAGCGCAGUGCUUUCUGGGCCACGAAGGGGAGGGAUCGGUUGUCGAAAUGUGAUGAUGUAUUUUGGGGUCAAAUAGGAAAUCAGCAUGCAGGUGCUAUUCCCCAGGGAAUGAAACAGAAAAAUGCCAUUAUGAAUAAGGCAUGGCUCUCUAGAGAAAAAACAGAUGGCUCAACCUCAGCUACCACAGCAAAAAGCCAUUUGUCAGACGUGUUGUCAGCAAGUAAUAAAGGUCGAAAUCCUGUGGGGAGAAAUCAGCUGCACGGGAAAGAAUAAAACCUGCAAAAAUAAAACAAGGGAUGAGUUUGCCUGUUGGUUUGGUCUACAUUGUUAAACAGUGGGGAGAGGCAGCCUGGUGGUUGGUUCAGAGAGAUGAUGAUGAAUUAAGAUGUUGCAAUAUGACUUUCAUCACAGAAUACAAGGGAAGAAUGUAUCAGUCACACAGAAGAAGCAGUACUGCUCUGAAGGAAUGAUGAAAGGUGCUUUGACCUGGUGGUGACUGCAGCUGCUUCAUUAUGGGAAAAACUGAGAAGUUGUCCUGAGUUACUAUCUAAUACGUUUAGCCACCUCCUGUAGUGGAAGCUGGCCACGCGGGCCAACCCAGUGUGUGGUUUGAGUUUUCAUUCUGUUUUGUUUUCUUGGGAUCUCAGCAUUUGCAUUUUAAGGAAAUUAUCAAGUUAAGCACAGAUCUCAGUCUUCAUGGGUCUGCUUGUGUGGGCAUGUAAUAUAUCUUCAGCCUCAUAUGGCUUUGAGCAUUCCUGAAAGAGCCUUUGAUCUGAGUUAGGAUGGUUAGUAUUUCUGAGGACAUGGUACUUGAGGGUACAAACUGUUUAGGAAAUGAGACAGAACUGCAUUUUUACAAGGGUAAGUAGGAAUUGGGAAUGUACUUCAUGUGCACUGAGAGGCACUUGGCACAUCAAAGCGCCAUGUCCUAAUACUCUAGAUGGAUUAUUUCAACCACAUGAAUAGGCCACACUGAAUUUAACUUUCAGAUAAGGCAUUCGCAUGCAUACAUGCUUUUCCUGAAAUAGGUGGUUUUGUGCACACUGGUUAGUAAUAGUACACGUGAUGCGAACACAUUUUGCAACCACACUGCACAAUACAGAUUUAUCCACCCAUAACCCCUACUAUUCAUGUCUGAGUACCCAUUUGUGAAGGCAGGGAGAUAUGAAUGCAGGCAUGAGAUUUGUGCAUAAGGGAUCAUAUGGUUCCAUCCAUUCCUUCUUUAACUAAAAGCACACAGCACUGUUGAAGUCAGUGGCAAUACUUGUGUUGACCUGAAUGAGAGCAGCCGUGGGUACUGCUCUCUCAAACUAUCCUUUACAGUGUAAUGCACUUUCAGUUUUGAUAACUGUUUUAUGACACGCAUUUCUUUUUUUUUUUUUUUUUAACAUUGAACUAACUGCUAGAAUGUGCUGUCUUUACAAUGCUUACUCGCCCAGUAAUUCCAGAUAUCCUUUGAAAAGAUGCAGAAGGAUAAUAAACUGUGGAAUCCCAGAUCAGAUUAAUGUAAUGUGCAUUUCUAGAUUAUGAUUAGUAACAAGAUGACACGUUGGCAUGGUAACACUUGAAGCUUAACUGCAAGUUCUUAAAAUAAAGCAAUGACAUAUGUAUAGGUUUCUAUCCAUUUGCAUACUCUCCACCUGAAAACAUACAUCAUUUCCAGAACAGUCAGGCAAUUUAACCUUCCUUCUUACUUUUGAAUUAAGUGUUGAACUAAAACAUCAUGCCUCUCUCCCAGUUUUUAUGCGUCAUCUCCAACCGUAAAUUACAAAUGUUGAUAAUGGACCUGUCCAUUUUAUAACAUCUUAGGCUUUCUGUCUUUUGGUUUCAUUUUAAAACGAUUAGCAUAAGGAAUGUAGGACAUGCUUCAUUCUUUGUGGUUUGUACCAGAUUGAUCUCCUUUAAAUUCUGCCACCUCCUAAUAUGAAAAUUGUUUCACUGAUAUUGGAAAAGUCUGUUUAUUAAUUAAAUUGAUAGAUCAGUGGGUGCAUUUCAUGUGGCUGAGGAUUAGGAAUUAAAAUCCCAACUUUACCUCAAAUUAUCGUAAGAAAGCAGUACAAUUUUUAAUGUGAGACUAGUAGCUGAGACAGAGAGCCUAGCUAUUAUUUUCUAGUUGCCUUACGGUGAAGAGAAAGGUGUUGUCUAGUUGUUACAGAGUCUGUUUGGCUUUCUUUCACUAAGCAGAAGUUAACUUGUUUAAUGUGCUAUCUGUGGUAAAUGUGCCAGGGGAUGCUUUACGUGUAUCUCUGUUUUGUGUCAAACUUUCUCAGAAUGCAAAAUAGGGCACUUUGUUCUGAUUGCUUUAUAUGCACAAUAUUGCUUUGACCAAAUUCCUUACAGUCAAAAUUGAGAUGCUGCUAAGUUCUGCGUAAGUAAAUACAAUUUUCUUCUGUCACCCUAAAUAGACAAAAUGGGCAAUGUUACAUGGAAAAUAUGAUUUCUUUGACAGUUCACUUAUUUAUGUAUACUCUACUGUAUAAAUCAUCGCAGGAUAUUGAAAAUAUAGCUUACAGUAUUUCCACAGCCCCUUACACAACCUUUAAAUCCUGAAUUCUGUUCUUCACACCACUACGGAUGGCAGAUGCUGGAAGUACAAUGAUUGACUCCGGCAUGAUAAUCAUGUUACAUUCAGAAUAAUACAAUUGCCAGGAAAUAUUUCACAUACACAGCAGAGUUCCCAGGAUAAACCUCCUGCUAAGGCAUGGCUGAUGUUUGUCCUUGUGGCCUUUUAACAAGUGGAAACCCUGAUCUGUGUUUCGUAAAUCUACCUGUAUUUCUCACUUGCAGAUGAAGGAUUUUAUUAUUUGAAUUUACUGUGGUUGUGGGGUGGAGGGAGGGAGGGAGGGAGGGACAUGUGCAUGCUGGGUUUUGCCACUAAUCCUUUGGAAAUCCUUUAGUGCCUUAAGGAGGCAGAGGGGGAACAGACCUUAGGAUUACAGAAACUUGUUCAAACCUCUUUCCUGCUUUAGCAGAAUUCCUUUAAAAUAUAUUGUGCCUUUGGCUCCAAACAUAUUUGCAUUAGAAAUCAGUAGCCAUGGGAUUAUGGACAGGAAUUUUUGUCCCCGCACAAAUGUUGGGAAAGAGAGUAUACUGUUUCUUAUAUAGGAUGUGAAUUAAAAAUAUAGCUAACUUAAGUUCUACCAUUGGGAUCCAUGCAUACUAGGAAAGUUGCAAGUUGCAGGUAAAGCCAAAAAAAAAAAAAAAAAAAAAAAAAGAAAAGAAAAGAAAAAAGGAGAAAAUUUAAAUGUACUGGAUGAAAUGAUUGUACCACUGAAGUGACUGGCAAAUUUCCACUGGCUUCCCUGGGACCAAGAUUUCAUGCUUGCUUCUACUUGGCUUAAGAAAUGCUCACAUAUGAUAGAUACUUAAGCAUUGUGCUCUCUUUAACAUUGUCUAUGCACACAGAAGAGGAAAAGAGAGAUUAGUAGUUGUGGAGACCUGCCUUGAUUUGGAGUUGAUGGGAUCUGUGGUAUAAAUCUCUGGUCACUAUUGUUUCUCUAUGUAACAUAGACUCUUGCUAUGGGAAUAUGAAUAUGCAAAUGUAAAUUCCAAUGUGAAAGGUUACUGCGCAGUGUGCACUAACCGAUGACCAAAACCUACAUUUCUCUACUCUCUGAAUUGUGGUCUUUUUUAAAAAGAGGGAAAAUGUAGUUAACAGGUGAAAACCACUCCUGUGCAAAAAAGGCCUGUGUGAGGCGAUUCAUGUACUCACUGAUGGUCCUAAACAGAUCUUAGGAAAAGUUGAAAAAGAUUUUAGUUCAUGAGUAAAUUUUAUCUUUUAGGAAUUAAGACCAAUUUGUUGGUAGAGAACUACAAAAAAAAAAAAAAAAGGGGGGGGGGAAAAAUGAAGGCCUGAAAAUCAGAGUGGUGGUGGUCUUCUAUUUUGCUCCCCGUGAUGACAAGCAAGUUUUAAAGAAUAUGUAAAUAGUUAAAAGAAAAUCAUUACAUGGCUCGCAGUAUGUAAGACAAGACCCAGCAUGGAACAGAUUUUUAUAGCUUGUUUAUAAAUUACACUUCUGUCUUUUGUUUGAAACUUGGAAAAAGAAACUGUGUAAAUUAAAUAAGGAGCUAAGACUUAAUGCACACAUUUGUUUGACUGAAACAAAGAUAUUUCCCCACCUCCUGAAGUAUUAAUGAGUAAUCUGGGAUCAACAACGUAUGGAGAUCUUGCCUUUUGAGUUCUAGUGCUGUGCAGCUAUUUAACUCUUUUGCACAGCCAACAGUGGGAUGGUGACCAGAAGUCAUGAAGAGCAGUUGUUUAGGGCCACAAAUUGGGAUCCAUUUAAAGAGGUGCCAAAGAAUGCACAAAAAGGCUGGGGUUUAUGGUGUGAUACUUAUUAAGCAGAUGUACCAGCUAGACUGGGGAGGGAGGGGUGUUUGUAAAUAAAUGCAAAAAAUGUAAACUCCAACCCAUGACCACCCUGUAACUGGGUGUCAAAUUGGUCUCGGCUAAGUGAGAAGUUUCAAUAGUAUGAGAGAAGCCAUUCUUGUUUUAAUCUGUUCCAUUAAAACCUUCUGGAUAACUUUUCAGCAAAGAUUUCCACUCUAAGACAUUUGUCAUGGAUAUCAACUGUACAUAUGUAUUAAUUUUCAGUGUAACUAAGGAGGACACAGAAUUGUAAUGAAGUCACAAAGUCUACUUGAUGAUUAUCACAGAUUUGUAACUCUCACUUAAAUUAUGUAAGAUAUGUUGACAUUUUAUCUUGUUAACAAGAUGUAUUUUUCUAUGUUAGUUAAAUGUAUAAUUUGUAUAAUUUUGUAUAUUAAAUGUAUGCAUAUUUUAAAUUAAAA